GAUGGCGGGAGUUAUCGCUCUUUCUAUUCAGAAGUUUCUUCUCAGGCUCCUGGGCCCCGGGUCCAUCCCUCAGUAUUCACCUGACAGAGAUAGGUGUCACAGGGCGCCACAAGUCUCCUCAUUACAGCUGAAAUAUUCUCUACAUAAAACUACAACUCCCGGGAGGCUUUGCGGCGUGGUGCCGACGGCGCAUGCGCCGAUGUUCCCGGGGGUUUUCCUGAACUACGUUUCCCGACAUCCCUCAAGCGAAACGAUUCUGGACACGAAGAGGAAACCCGCGGAGACGUCACCAUGAACCUGGAGCGGGUGCCCAACGAGGAGAAGCUGCAACUGUGCCGGAAGUAUUACCUGGGGGGGUUUGCGCUGCUGCCGUUCCUGUGGUUGGUGAACGUCACGUGGUUCUUUAAGGAGGCCUUCUUUAAGCCGGUGUACACCGAGCAGCCGCAGAUCCAGAGCUACGUGAAGCGCUCGGCCUUCGGCCUCUUUGUUUGGGUCGUGGUCCUCACCACGUGGAUCAGCAUCUACCAGACGCACCGCGCACACUGGGGCGCCACCGGCGACUACCUCAGCUUCACCAUUCCGCUCGGCAUCCCCUGAUGUCCUCCCAGAACUGCGCACAACCUCCUCCGAACCCCAAGUCACCAGGGACCGACCGUCACCGCGGAAACAACAGAUCACAUGAUAUCAGCCAAUAAAAUGUUCUAGAAAACCAAA
Molecule: messenger RNA, 714 nt
Organism: Hyla sarda
Lineage: Eukaryota; Metazoa; Chordata; Amphibia; Anura; Hylidae
Gene: PSENEN
Product: presenilin enhancer, gamma-secretase subunit
Exons: 4
Coding region: 292-597 (101 amino acids)
Biological process (GO): Notch receptor processing
Cellular component (GO): gamma-secretase complex
Source: RefSeq, a predicted model, not a curated record